Elgaria multicarinata webbii is the source of this 1064-nucleotide messenger RNA. RefSeq names its product acetylserotonin O-methyltransferase (gene ASMT). The transcript is spliced from 8 exons. The coding region runs from base 24 to 1064 and encodes 346 amino acids. Gene Ontology annotation, molecular function: acetylserotonin O-methyltransferase activity. The record is from RefSeq and is a predicted model, not a curated record. Gene Ontology annotation, biological process: melatonin biosynthetic process; methylation. Lineage: Eukaryota; Metazoa; Chordata; Lepidosauria; Squamata; Anguidae.
UUUUCACAGAACAGUGAAGAAAAAUGAGCUCCACAGAAGACCACGAAUAUCCUCAUAUCCUAAUUCAGUACCAGAAUGGAUUUUUAAUAUCAAAGGUUCUGUUCGCUGCCUGUGAUUUGGGAGUGUUUGAUCUAUUGAGAGACUCCGAAGAGAUCUUGUCCUCAAAGGCCAUUGCAGAACGUCUGGGCAGCAGCCCCCAGGGAAUGGAGAGACUACUGGAUGCCUGUGUGGGUUUAAAGCUCCUGAGAGUAGAGCUGAAAAAGGAAGGAGUUUUUUAUGGAAACACAGAAAUAUCCAAUCUCUAUCUCACAAAAUCAAGUCCAAAAUCUCAGUAUCAUAAUCUGAUGUACUACUCCAAAACCAUCUACCUGUGCUGGCACUACUUGACAGAUGCUGUAAGGGAGGGAGAAAACCAAUAUGAGAAAGCAUUUGGUAUAUCAUCAAAGGAUGUCUUUGAAGCUCUUUACAGAUCGGAGGAGGAAAUGAUAAAAUUCAUGUAUGGAUUGAAUGCAGUUUGGCGCAUAUGUGGCAGAGAUGUGAUAGCUGCUUUCGAUCUUUCCCCAUUUACUGUGAUUUAUGAUCUUGGAGGAGGAGCUGGUGCUUUGGCCCAGGAAUGUGUUUCACUGUAUCCCAAUUGUACAGUUACCAUUUUUGAUUUACCUAAAGUAGUACAAACAGCAAAGAAGCAUUUUGUGUCUUCAGAGGAACGCCGGAUCACUUUUUAUGAAGGGGAUUUUUUUAAAGAUGCAUUUCCAGAAGCUGACCUGUAUAUAUUAGCAAGGAUACUCCAUGACUGGGCAGAUGAGAAAUGUGUGCAGCUUCUCACAAAAGUGCAGAAAGCCUGCAAAACUGGUGGUGGUGUUUUACUAGUUGAGACACUUCUAAACGAAGACAAAAGUGGGCCGCUGGAAAGCCAACUCUAUUCCCUGAAUAUGCUGGUUCAGACUGAAGGGAAAGAACGGACCCCAACAGAGUACAGCGAACUCCUCACAACAGCCGGCUUCAAGACUGUUGAAAUCAAGAAAACUGGAAAACUCUAUGAUGCCAUUUUAGGAAGAAAAUAA